Molecule: messenger RNA, 4152 nt
Organism: Nilaparvata lugens (brown planthopper)
Lineage: Eukaryota; Metazoa; Arthropoda; Insecta; Hemiptera; Delphacidae
Product: proton-coupled folate transporter
Exons: 14
Coding region: 2361-3521 (386 amino acids)
Biological process (GO): transmembrane transport
Cellular component (GO): membrane
Molecular function (GO): transmembrane transporter activity
Source: RefSeq, a predicted model, not a curated record
AUAUCUGUUUUCACUAUAUUUUAUCUUACACCUUUCCAGGCGAAGGUGACAUAUUUUAUCAAUCAGCAAUAAAGCGGUUCCAUUGGAAUCUUGAGAAAUAUUCACUUCUCAAUUCUGCUUCAUUAGCAGUUGCUGGUCUGGUAUUGAUGUUUGGCUCUUACAUAGUCAAAUUCUUCAGAAUUUCUGAUAUAGCUGCAGCUCUAGUGGUGGUAGUUCCUCGUAUCAUCAGUUCAAUUGUGGUAUUCGUUGCUCCGACGGACCAUUGGCUGUAUGUGGCAGCAGUGAUGGGCUGUGUAUGCACCCUAGUCACGCCUUUCUACCGGUCUGCUGUCACCAAGAUUGUGCCUUCUGAUGAAUUAGGUAAAAUAUUUGCUGUGAUAAUUUUCACCGAGGCACUUGUGCCGUCAGUGAGUUCAAACAUCUACACAUUCGCCUACAACUCUCUAAUCUAUACACACCCGAAUGCUGUUUUCCUUGUCAGCUUUGGACUAGCCUUAUUCGCAUUCAUCAUGCUGUUGGGAGCAUAUUUUAUCCAACAGCGGUAUCCUUCAAUAGAAUAUGUGCAAGUACCUGAGGAUCAAUCAGUCGUCAUUUCUAGUCAACCAAUAGAUGAAUAAAAUAUCAUAGAUAUGAUUAGUACGUAAUUACUUGGACGUAUUUAUUUUUAUAUCAUUAUAUAUUUAUGACAAAAUUUGUAUAAUAUACAACAAUCAUAAUAAUAUUUUAUCUAUGUAUGACAUGAUAAUUAAACCGUAUGACUUCAAUAUUAUAAUAUUAUAUAUCGUACCCAUAAGUUUAUAAGUUAUAAGUUUGACAUAUUUUUAGUUCUAUAACUUUUCAAUAAAUUUACUUUUCUCCUAUGAAUAUCACUCUCAUUACCUAUUUAAAUUAUAAUUUUUUUUAUGCUUCUUGAUAUUUCAUGAAUUGUGACACUUUAUUCACAUGCCAGCUGAAGUUCAAAAUUUCAAGUUAGUUGUGUUUGAACUUGUUUAACUAUAAACUGUGUUCAAAUUGUUGCUCAAUACUCUGUAAAACACAGUCAGUAUUAGGAUACAUUUUUAUAUGAUCAUUUUGUUUCAAGUAGGUUAUAACAAAUGUAAUUUGUAAUUAAGAUAAUGUAGGUUGGUUAACUUGUGACAAUGUAAUAAAUACGAAUGUAGAAUAUGUUUAAAAUGAUAAAGCAUAGUUUAAAUCUAACGAUCAACAGUAAUUUGCAUUAUGGAGGAAAUAAAUUAAGCCUUUUAAAAGUGAGAUUGGGUGCCACUACCAAGAAAGUGGAUUUAUAUAGAAUUUAGAUUAAUUAAAUGAUUGUAGAGUUUUUUCAUUGUGAAAAUAGUUAAUAUUGACAUUGAUUGAAUACUGUUGUGACAUGAACUCCUGAAGUACAAAUUCAAUACAAAGAUAAAAUCUCAUGUCUUUCAGACUUAGAAGUCACAAUAAUUACAUGUAUAAAUCAAUAUAUUCUCUUAUAUCAGUAGUAUCAUGAUUGUGUUAUAUUACCUUAGGUAUAGGAUUAUUUUGAUACAAGUGUUUGUAUUGAAUCCACAAAUAACUAUUUCUCACAAUUGAACAAAUUAUUUUUUAUCUCUUUCUAUAAUGUAUCAGAAUUCAAAUUACUAGAAUAGAAGAUCCCACUUGUAGUUUGUAAAAACUGCUUGCUUUUAUCAUUUUUACCUAAGCUUAGUAUUCUUACUGUCCAUUCCACAAUUUCCUUCAGUUAGCUAGACAAUAAACGAGUCAGAUUUGUAUGACUCAAAUAGCAAUAUUCAUUUAUCAUACACUUGACAGCUCAAUAAAAUAGCAAGUCGUUCAAAUAUUCUUGUUUUUCAGUUUAAAGCUUCAUUGUUAUUCAAAUGUUCAACCAAAUGUUUAUUCAAAUGUUUUCCUUUAUAAAUUUCAUAUUAAGAUUCCGAUUUCCUGUGCAUAACAAAAUUGGAGCAAGCUAGCGUGAUAAAUUUUAAAAUCGAUUUUUGAAGAAAUUUCCUCUGUUCAAUUAUUUAAGGCUCCUUUCAUAAGGAAGAUAAUUAGUGAGUUGAUGUAUUAGACUAUUCUGUUAAUGUCUUUCCAUUACAGGCUCUGUGAUAAAAAUACGUUAUUGUGGUUCAUUCACCCAGUCGUCUUGUGAACAUUGAAUGUUCCAUAUUGUCUGUAUCAAGUUGUGAUUUUAAAGUGACCUGAUCUUAUAUUCAAAAAGUUACUAAUCUAUUGCUAUACUGUAUAUUAUAAUCGUUUUUAAAAUUGAACAAAUCAUUUCAUCAUUGUAGAAUGCUGAGUCAAAUAAUGAGGGAGAAGAUGAGAGCAGUGUGAAUGGAGAUGAAACUGAGGAUUGCGCACAAAAUAAACAAAAAUUCACUUUCAAAAUGAAAUUCGCUUACCCAGAGAUCUUGGCUACGCUCCUGCUCUUCCCACAAGGUUUAUCAAGUGGAGUGUUCACGAAUUUGUUAAUGGAAUCUCUUUGUAUGAGAGUUGCCAACAUGACGCAUGACGUGUGCUCGCAUGUUGAGCUGAUUCCAUCUGACGUGCAGAGCAUCAUCCAGCCGCAGGUCAACAGGCUGCUCAACUGGAAAGUGCUGAUUGAGACAUUUCUUCCCGCGCUCUGUGUCGUUUUUCUUGGACCCUGGAGUGACGCUCACGGCAGGCGGCCGCUCAUUCUCAUUUCUUUGCUCGGUCAAUCCCUCUAUUUCACGAUUUUGACAGUGUUAGUAUUUUUCAAAGAUUCAUUGCCGGCUGAAUAUUAUCUGCUAGCAGCAGUUCCCGUGGGUAUAUCCGGAGGGUUCUCUGUCUUCUUUCUCUCGGUUGUCUGUUUCAUCACUGACUGUACCACUGAUAAGAAUCGAGCAUUCAAGAUGGGAACGUUUGAAGCCGGCUGCAUGCUGGGCUCUCUCAUUGCUCAGCUUCUAACAGCCAAAGUAUCAAGAGGUCCUCAUGGCUUUCAAAUCACAUUCAUGAUCAGCUCUCUUGUCUGCUUCAUCAAUUUGCUUUACGCUAUCAUAUUCAUACCUGAAUCAGCUAAUUUAUCUCAAGAAGUACAACAAGUUCACUUGCUUGAUUUGUUCAAAGCGUUUUCAAAGAAAAGGCCAAUGCAUCGAAGAGCAAUUCUCUAUUUGUUGAUACUUGCCAACACUUCGUUUAUCAUAAUAGUUUUUGGUGAGAGUGACAUAUUUUACCAAUCAGCCAUCAAACGAUUUCAGUGGAGUCUUCAACAGUUCUCUAAUCUCAAUAGUGUUUCAUUAGUAGUCUCUGGUUCGGUUCUGGUUGUUGGUACGCAGAUCUUAAAAUGCAUCGGAUUGACGGACGCGACUGCAGCCCUCAUUGUGGUUGCACCUCGUAUCUUCAGUUCACUCAUGAUUUUCUACGCUCCGACCGAUCGUUGGCUGUACGCCGCUGCCGCUCUUGGCUGCAUUAGCACCCUCAUCACCCCUUUCUACCGCACCGCAGUCUCCAACAUCAUACCGUCUGACGAAUUAGGUAAAGUUUUCGCUGUUAUAAUGUUCACUGAAGCACUCGUCCCCAUCGAUUAGUUCGAAUAUUUACACAUUCGCCUACAACUCGGUUAUUCACACUCAGCCGAGCGCAAUCUUCCUGGUCAGCUUUGGUCUUGCAUCAUUCAGCUUCACCAUGCUUUUGAUUGCUUGUUUCAUCCAAUUGCGUUAUGACGCUACCGGCUUUGAACACGUAACACAGUCGGCCAGAAGCGAGUAAUAACGAUGCAAGAUCGACAAUGGUUAUGAAGACACUAGAUUACGUUUUUUAUAAAAUAUUUUCUUUUCGUAGCAACUAACUAUCUUUAGAACUAUUUUUUACUACUUGUAGCCAUAGCUACUGUACAAUACUACAAUACUUGUACCAUAGCAUACUUGUAACCCACCUAUUUAUUAAUAUUUACAAAUUAUGCUCAUUAUUUGAAAGAAUUGUCAAUGAUUGAGAAUUCAUCAUGAGUCAACAUAACAUUGUAAGUAGGUAAUUAAUCUAUUUUUACUUUGUCAAACUUAUGCUCAUUGAAUCAAGUGUUAAAUUAUGUCAAUUAUUUUUAAAUUAAUUGUAGUAUCAGGCCUACCUGUAUUUAUUUUUGAUGAAAAAUUAUUCACUGUAAUACAGUAUUAUGCUCCCGUAUUUCACAGGAUUAUUUGUGUGUAAUUAUAUUUUUAUUCC